AUGUUUGGUUCCUUUGCCCCAGUGUUCAGCUUUUUACGACGAAACAAACACGUGGUGACAUCGUCGUCCAUGAAUUUACCAGAGGACUUACUAGUACUCCGAUUACUUAAAUUUACUGUGGUUACUCCGAUGACUAUCUACCUCACGUCACACAUUCAACCACGUCAGCCACUACAAACCGUCACAACCACCACCGUCACACCUUACCACGUCAGCCACACACCGUCACGACACGCAGCCACGACACCACGCACCACCACACGACGCACCACCAAGCGCACCGACUACCAAACUGGAACCGACACACAACACGACACGAGCCACCAAAACGCUACGCACCACGAACGCACCGUCUACCACGACGACUACUCAGACCACACGACUGGACACGCGUACAGCUACACUACGAUCUACCGACCGCGCCACACGUCAACCACCAGCCACGACUACACCGCACCACACCACAGAGCUACCACCAGCGACCACAGUUACGACACCGACCUUUGGUCACGCGACCAUAACCCACCACGACUACGAUCGUCACCACACCUACACGAUUACACCGUCACCACCAGCACCGACUACCACCGCCAGACCACCACGUCAGCCACCACCACCGACGACUACCUACGCGCACAGCGUCACAUCCACGACCACGACUACGGCACCGUCACCUUGACACCACCCACACUACCACCACGACUAUACCACUGCUACGACCUACCUCCACGACUCGCCUCGUCCGCGACCACCACCGUCACCGACCACCACCACGUCAGCCUACCACCAGACGACACACCUUGUCACCACCACCGCAGCGACUACCCGACCGUGCACACCACCUUAGCACGUAACUCGGCACAGUGCACCUACCAAGCGAACGACUACUAG
Molecule: messenger RNA, 891 nt
Organism: Penaeus vannamei (Pacific white shrimp)
Lineage: Eukaryota; Metazoa; Arthropoda; Malacostraca; Decapoda; Penaeidae
Source: RefSeq, a predicted model, not a curated record